Peronospora matthiolae is the source of this 303-nucleotide messenger RNA. The record is from the annotation of a GenBank genome assembly. NCBI's taxonomy places the organism in Eukaryota, Oomycota, Peronosporomycetes, Peronosporales, Peronosporaceae.
AUGCCAAAAAAAGACAUGCGAGAUGUGAAGGCACUGCAAGGCGACGACAUAAAUUAUGAAUGUGGGCUUUUGCUACUUGUCAGUGUACUGGCCAUACCAAGCGAUGGGGAACUUUGUCCAGAACUAAUGCAUACAAUCGAGCGAGAAAAGAAUUCCCGGGAGCCUGAGAGCCUUACUAUUCAGGAAUGGAUGUUGCACGACUUGCGCAUUCAACUGGCGCAGACAAAGAUCGACAAAUGCUUGCAUAAUUGCUACGACGAAGCGACGCAGUCAUUUGAGACCAGUACUCUCCACCAUGCGUAG